Trichoplusia ni (cabbage looper) is the source of this 1651-nucleotide messenger RNA. RefSeq lists its product as uncharacterized. The transcript is spliced from 2 exons. Lineage: Eukaryota; Metazoa; Arthropoda; Insecta; Lepidoptera; Noctuidae. Bases 309 to 1601 code for a protein of 430 amino acids. The record is from RefSeq and is a predicted model, not a curated record.
UAGGCAUGUUCACUCAGGUUACAAAUCCAUCUAAUUCUUUUUUCACUUAUUAAAUACAGCAUAUAAAACCUAAAAUAAAAUUAUAAGAACUUAAUUAUUAUUCUAUAAUUAUAUAAAAAUAAUUUAAAAUGCUUUAAUUUUUAUCGGUGAUCAGCCGACUGCGAACACCAAUCAGAGCGCGGUGACGUCACUGGCCGAAAAACAAGCUGACAUUUCUGUCAUAAUCAAUACUUAAAGUACGACCGGCAAACUGUUUAUAUCUUUAUUUCAAUAGUACGACUAUAAAAACCUCAUAUUUUGUUAGUAUAAUGGAGAGUGGUUUCAUCAAAGCAAAUAGCGGUAAUUUACCGAAGAUAGAUUCUUUGAUGGUAGCAAAUUUUUUUGCUACAAACAAAGACUUUUGUGCAGCGGAGCUCAGAAACGUGAAAAUAUCUUUAUCAUCAAGAGAAUGUUAUGGCGAUGAUGCCGUGGGAUACGUACAACUAAAGAGAGAAUCUAAUAUUUGUACUGUGAAGUGUCGUGUGUGCCCAGAGCACAAAGUUCGUGCCAAACCCUACACAGUGACUGUCGUUGUGGAUGAAAAAAACAGUAUAGUUAAGAGUACACAAUGCCACGACUGUGCUGCGUCAGCAGGUGGUUGUAAACAUGGAGUGGCAUUUUUGAUGUGGCUUCAUAGAAGAAGCGAAGAACCGUCGUGUACAGAGGUAGCAUGCUACUGGAAAAAAUGUACGUUAUCCAAAGUGGGAACAACUUUAAAGUAUAUAACAGCAGCCGAAUUAGCAAAAGGCCAUGCCUCAACCUCAUCGGAUCCCCAUGUUGUUGAAAAAUUUGUGGAACAACUAACAGCUAAAGGCAAUAGCAACUGCGAGCUGUUAAAAUAUGUACAAAAUACCACUAAUGAGAUGGAAGGUCUGUCUUUGUACCAUUUAGUGCAGAAAUAUAAGGAAGAAUGUGGUGAGGACUUUAUUAAGAAAGUAUUGGGUUUAUUUACUCCAGCAUUAUUAGAAAAAAUUGAGGAAGUUACAAGAGACCAGUCCAGCAGCAGCUUAUGGCAUGAGUUAAGGUUUGGAAGAAUAACUGCUUCAAAAGCCUAUGAAGUUAAGAAAUGCAAGACAAGGGAUGGUGCAUUAAUAUCUUUGAUAAUGGGUGGUACCAUUCCUGAGACUCCAGCUAUUAAGCGUGGCAGGAUUUUAGAAAAUAAAGUACGAGAAACUGUUGAAAAAAUAUUAAAAAAAAAGAUACGAAGAUGUGGGCUUUUUAUUAGCCAAAAAUUUCCUAUGAUUGCUGGUUCUCCUGAUGGUAUCGGUGAGCAAUUUCUGAUAGAAAUAAAAUGUCCUUUCAAUGAGAACACUAUAAAAAAUUAUAUUCAGAAUGGGAAACCCUCAUCGAAGUGUUAUGACCAGAUGCAAAUCCAAAUGUAUGUUUGUGGAUACAAAAAGUGUUUCUUUUGCAUCGCAGAUAUAAACUUUCAAAGUAAUAACAAAGUUGAUAUAAUAUCAGUAAAUUAUAAUGAAGAGUAUGUUGAGACUUUAUUGCAGUCUUUAUUAUUAUUUUGGAAGACAAAUAUCUACCCGUUACUAUAUAAAACAACAGAAACGUAGUAGGCACUUAUGUAAAUAUGCAAGUAAAUAAAAAUACUAAAUGAUUGGUA